This is a messenger RNA of Ostrinia furnacalis (Asian corn borer), 874 nucleotides long. Its product is annotated as microbial collagenase-like. The transcript has a single exon. The record is from RefSeq and is a predicted model, not a curated record. Lineage: Eukaryota; Metazoa; Arthropoda; Insecta; Lepidoptera; Crambidae. The annotation marks the transcript as partial.
CACAACGACGUCACGGAACUGCAGGCAGCCCGCUCGCUGCAAGUGGCCGCAGCCGCCAAUUGCGACAGCCUGCUGAGUGGCUAUGGCAAUAAAACCGGCCAGGCGCUGGUUGAUCAUAUCCUUAGCAGCCCGAACGAAUGUAUCAAUGACCUCUUUAGUGGCAAUGCCACUGCAAUAGCCGCCUUCAGCGCCAAUAAUAUGCAGGCGGUCGCCAAUGCCACUGCCACACUGGCCAGUAGCUACAAUGCCAGCGGCAGCGAAGUCACGCUGGGUAAGCUCUAUUACUUCCUGCGCGCCGGUUAUUACGUGCAGUACUACAACCCAAGCAAAAUCCCUGCUUACCCAAGCUGGGUAGGCACUGCGGUGCGCAGCGCGCUGGAUAACCUCUUUGCCAACCCGGCGUUUUAUCAAAACUCUGAAGUCAACGGCGCCAAUAUUCAGGAUGCACUGACGCUGGUUGACAGCGCCGGCGAAAAUGCCCGCUAUUUAUAUGUGGUAAAAGAGUGGUUACAGCGCUGGAACCAAAGUUAUGCCAGCAGCUUUAACAUGCGCGGCGCGGUCAACCAGAUCUUUACCAUUCUGUUUCGCGGCCAUCAGGUGGAUGCCUUUAAAACUGCCACCGCCAGCGAUACCACGUUAAUCAGCCGCUUAGGCAGUUUUGCCCGCAGCAGCUGGAUGCUGGGCACCGAAGCGGCCUUUUUGCAGGAAAAUGCCGCCGCUGAAUUAGCCCGCUUUUUACAAUAUCCGCAGGCCGCCAUUCACCCGACAGUGAAAAAUGAAGUGCGUCAAAUUUUAAGCACUUACAGUAUGAAUGGCAGCGGUAGCAACAUUUGGUUAAAAGCCGCCAGCAGCGCCGACUACUACGGCUACUGCA